AUGGUGGUACGGAUCCGGCUGGCGCGGUUCGGGUGCCGGAACCGGCCCUUCUACCGGGUGAUGGCCGCCGAUAGCCGCUCCCCGCGCGACGGCAAGCACCUCGAGGUCCUCGGCUACUACAACCCGCUCCCAGGGAAGGAUGGAGGCAAGAGGAUGGGCCUGAAAUUUGACCGGGUGAAGUAUUGGCUGUCAGUUGGGGCACAGCCAUCAGAUCCUGUGCAGAGUAUUCUCUUUCGUGCCGGACUUCUGCCACCACCUCCAAUGCUAGCUAUGGCACGGAAGGGUGGGCCACGUGAUAGGCGCCCCAUUCAUCCAAUGACUGGGCGCCCCUUGGAUCUCGAGGGCGUCACAAUUGUCGAUGACUCCAAUGCUCCUGAAGGCGAUGCUGAAGAGCCUACAGAUGAGGUGGCUUCAUAA
This is a messenger RNA of Miscanthus lutarioriparius, 417 nucleotides long. NCBI's taxonomy places the organism in Eukaryota, Viridiplantae, Streptophyta, Magnoliopsida, Poales, Poaceae. The record is from the annotation of a GenBank genome assembly.